Molecule: messenger RNA, 2929 nt
Organism: Stomoxys calcitrans (stable fly)
Lineage: Eukaryota; Metazoa; Arthropoda; Insecta; Diptera; Muscidae
Gene: Gcn5
Product: histone acetyltransferase KAT2A
Exons: 3
Coding region: 201-2633 (810 amino acids)
Biological process (GO): positive regulation of transcription by RNA polymerase II; chromatin remodeling
Cellular component (GO): histone acetyltransferase complex; nucleus
Molecular function (GO): histone H3 acetyltransferase activity; protein binding
Source: RefSeq, a predicted model, not a curated record
AUAUUGUGGUGUGGUUGAACAGCUGUUUGCUGAUAUAAAAUUGUGAAAUUAGGGCUUUAUUUGUUCUUCUUUGUAAGAAAAUACGUGAUUUUCUGGACGAGUAUUGUGAAAUUGCAUUCGUCUUGGUGCAAAGAAAUACGCAGCAGUUUUAUAAACAAAACAACUCUCUGUACACGCAUACGCGUUCUACAUUGCAUAUUAUGUCCGGUGGCUCAUUAAUAACGUUAAAGGAAGAAGAUGGAGGUGCAGCUGCCAACAAUAGCAUGCAACAUCAAUCAAAUACGCAUCAGCAGCAGAAUGUUAGUGCAAACAACGGAGCAUCGGCUCCCACAGAGGGAAGGCAGACGAGCAGUUCGAGCAGUGGUGCCGGAUCGGCUCCAGCUGAAGGGAGUCGUCAAAACAGUUUACAGCGCAUACAACAACGUAAACAAAAAGUUUUCAACUUGCCUGUUGGACAAAAGCUAGCAAAGCUUUCCAUGUACUCUGCCUGUCAGAGCGAAGGAUGUCGAUGCACUGGCUGGAAGACACCACAAGAAAAUCGCCACCGGGAUGUAGAGUCCUUGUAUUGCCCAGAAUUCAAUGAAGAAUGUCGCAACACGAGUUGCCGUCAUUCUUUGCAAAGCCAUAUUGCUCAUUUGGAUGGUAUUUCCGGAGCGGAAAUGAAUAAUCUGUUGGGAGCUAUAAUUGAUAUGGAAAAUCUAUUCAUGUCCAUGCAGCGCGUAGAUGACGAGGACACCAAAAAGGUCUAUUUGUAUCUGUUUCGUUUACUACGCCAGUGUGUUAUAACGAGACAACAAGCGGUUAUCCGAGGCCCCCUAGGAGAUCCACCAUUCGAGUCACCCUGCAUUGCAAAGGCCGUUUAUUCAUUUGUCUUUUAUAAAUAUAACCAUUUGAGUCCAUAUGAAUUGCAGACCAUGACGGAGGUAGCCAAAACAUUUCUGAACUUUCUUAAUCACUAUAAUUUUGAACCACCAUCUAUGAGAAGGGCUGACUUGAAGAACGAUGAUGCUUCAACGUACAAAAUUAAUUACACCCGUUGGUUGGUGUUCUGCCACGUUCCCGCCUUUUGCAAUUCCCUGCGCCAUUUUGAAACGUCUUUGGUAUUCGGAAGAACCUUGCUCAGGACAGUUUUCCAAUAUAUGGCUCAACAGCUCAAAAAGAAGUGUAUAUCGGAGAGAGAUCGUUUCCCAGCCGACAAAAGAUCUAUAAUUACUCAAAUGCCAAAAUUUCUGGAAGCGCUUAAAGGCGAACUCCUUAAAGAUGACUCCCCCAUAUGGGACCAAUCGUAUCGGCCGCCCACAGCAUUUCUUCUGCAACAACGUAAACGACAACAGGAUACUGCUGGGACAGCAGCAGGCAUUGUUGGCGUAACCGCUCCCAAAAAAGUAGGAAGUGGGGAGCCUGCUCACAAAAGGGUUAAAAAAGAGAUUAGUGAGCGUUCUUGUGGAGAAACGAGCUACGAAGAUCUCUCGGAUGAAACAGUCAUAAGGGCCAUGAAAGCGGUUUCCGAAUCAAAGGCCAUUAAUAAAAACGAAAUACUUUUCCCAGUAAAUGUAUCGCGCGAUGAAAACGUUAAAGCUGAGGAACAAAAGCGAGCAAUUGAAUUUCAUGUGGUGGGCAAUUCUUUGACGAAAGCUGUCGACAAGCAGACCAUUUUAUGGCUAUUGGGUUUACAGAGUGUUUUUUCCCAUCAACUGCCAGAGAUGCCACGCGAAUACAUAUCACAACUUGUUUUCGAUACAAAGCACAAGACCCUCGCACUGAUCAAAGAGAAUAUGCCUAUCGGUGGCAUAUGCUUCAGGCCAUUUGCAAGUCAAGGCUUUACGGAAAUUGUGUUUUGUGCCGUUACUAUGUCGGAGCAAGUCAAGGGUUAUGGUACACACUUGAUGAACCAUCUGAAAGAUUAUAGUAUCCAAAAGGGUAUUCUGCAUUUACUGACUUAUGCCGAUUGUGAUGCAAUUGGAUACUUCAAAAAGCAAGGGUUUUCCAAGGAUAUAAAAUUGGCUCGGCCAGUAUAUGCAGGAUACAUUAAAGAAUAUGAUGGUGCCACUUUGAUGCAUUGCGAAUUACAUCCUAGUAUUGUUAACACGCAAUUUAUAUCAGUUAUUAGACGACAAAGUGAAAUUUUGAAGGAGCUCAUUGCUCAGCGUCACAAUGAUGUUCAAAAAGUACGACCCGGGUUAACCUGCUUUAAAGAGGGAUUGCCUUCAAUACCUGUGGAAUCUAUACCCGGAUUACGGGAAAUUGGUUGGAAACCUCAAAUGCGCGCCCAUAGAGCAGGGCGUCCAUUGGAGGAAUCAUCUGACCCGGAAAAGUUGGCUGCCUCAUUUGCCGCUGUCCUACAAUCGGUUCGUCACCAUGCUUCGGCCUGGCCCUUCUUAAAACCUGUAACUGCUGCCGAAGUCCCCGAUUAUUAUGACCACAUAAAAUAUCCUAUGGACCUCAAGACCAUGGGAGAACGUCUGAAGAAAGGAUACUAUGUCACACGACGUCUAUUUAUGGCAGAUAUGGCCCGCAUAUUUACUAAUUGUCGCUUUUACAAUUCACCAGAAACGGAAUACUAUCGUUGUGCUAACAAUCUCGAACGUUACUUUCAGACCAAAAUGCGUGAAUUAGGUUUGUGGGAUAAAUGAUGUCGCGCUUUGUUGUCGACUAACUUUGAUCCACCACCCAAUGAAAAACAUGGCGAAGAUGAUGCGGACGGCAGAGCUUAUGAAAUAUCUGAUGACAAUGAUGACGACAAGAAAACGCCCAAGGAUGAACGAAACGUAACGAAUGUUACAGCAAACUCUAGUAUUACAAAUUCGUCUCAAAAUACUCUGUUCAAUACAUCGUUUGAGAAUACAUUUUUAAGCGGCAAUUUGGGAGUAUUUUCUUCGCUCCCCGAAGAUAUAUUUAAAAAUUAAACUAAUAUGCGUAUAUAACAUUA